GAAAUUCUAAUUAUGAACAGUAAUUAUGGAACUUGCAAAGCGCAUGGAUUUACAGCAUAAUAUUUGACCACAUUAUCGGAGGCAUAUUUCACAAAAAAUGCCUUGUUGAUGUUACCACUACUGACCUUGACCUAGAUGCGAAGUUCAUGUUUAUCAGUGGUGCACGGUGCUGGAGGGAGACCAGGUGUAAACCGACUCUGGUCAUUUUUCUCAAGAGUUUUCAUGGUUCCCUGGCGGCUUACGUGUCAAAAUGUUUCGUAGCUUAAGGACUCUGUACCGAUUGUCUCACAAACGCAUGUACGAGAGUGCAAACUCCAUUAGACUGCUGCAGACACAGGUUAAUAGAAAGGAGAUCCAAGAUGAUGUUUUGAAGGCUUUUGCAUCUGUUGUUGGAGAGAAGAAUGUGUCCACUGCUAAAGCUGUGAGAGAGCAUCAUGGGAAGGAUGAAUCUUAUCAUGGCAUUUUUCCACCUGAUUUAGUCGUCUCCCCAGGGAGCACGGAGGAAGUGUCUGAAUGUGCCAAGAUAUGCUACGCUGAGGGGCUUCCCAUCAUUCCCUUUGGCUCUGGAACAGGUCUGGAGGGAGGCGUCACAGGAGUCAAGGGUGGGGUAACAUUUGACUUGAUGAGGAUGGACCAGAUAGAGGAAGUACAUGUUGAGGACUUUGAUGUAGUUGUCCAGGCAGGAGUGACACGGAUGGCUCUUAACCACUAUCUCCAUGACACAGGCCUAUGGUUUCCCGUGGACCCUGGGGCUGACGCCUCUCUCUGCGGCAUGUGUUCCACAAGUGCAUCUGGCACCAACGCUGUCCGCUACGGUACCAUGCGUGAGAACGUCAUGAACUUGGAGGUGGUCCUCAGUGAUGGAAGAGUUAUCCACACAGCAGGGGAGGGGAGGAGAACGAAAAAAACUGCAGCUGGAUACAAUAUGACCAACCUAUUUGUUGGCUCUGAGGGAACUCUUGGCAUCAUCACCAAGGCCACAAUAAAACUUUAUGGACAACCAGAGAGUACUAUAUCAGCAGUUUGUCACUUUCCCUCAGUAAAGGCAGCAGUUGAUACAACAGUUCAGACACUGCAGUGUGGAAUACCCAUGGCUAGAAUUGAGUUUCUAGACGAGGUUCAGAUGAUGGCAUGUAACAAGUUCAGUCACCUUGACUACCAGGAGUCCCCCACCCUGUUCCUGGAGUUCCAUGGCUCAGAGUCUGGGGUGGAGGAACAGGCAAAGGCUGUGGCUGAGAUAGCAGAGUAUAAUGAAGGUUCAGGGUUUCAGUGGGCCAAAGAGCCAGAGGUGAGAAAUAAACUGUGGAAGGCCAGACAUGAUGCUUACUAUGCCUGCAUUGCACUGAGGCCAGGAUGUAAGGCUAGCAUCACGGAUGUCUGUGUUCCAAUAUCAAGGUUACCAGAAUUAAUUACAAUCACCAAGGAAGACAUACAAAGCUCCUCAGUUGUUGGUCCCAUAGUUGGCCAUGUUGGAGAUGGUAACUUUCACACUGUGCUGGUGUUUGACCCAGAUAACCCCAAAGAGGUGGAAGAGGUCAAAGGUCUCACAGACAGGAUGGCUAUGCGUGCGCUGGAGAUGCAUGGCACCUGCACAGGUGAACAUGGGAUUGGCUUGGGCAAACGCCACUUUUUAGAGAAGGAGAUAGGGGCAGUUGGGGUUCAAGUGAUGAAGGAAUUGAAGGCAGCCCUCGAUCCCAAGGGGAUCAUGAAUCCUGGGAAGAUUUUUAUGGACUGAUGAUAUAAAAUUCUGGAUCACUUCUGGAUUUAGGGAGAAGAAAAAAAUCAUAAUCAAGAGUCACAAGCAUUAUCUGAAGGAACUGCUACAUGAUUUCAGUUUCACUAAAAGUGGAAAGUUGUUAUGCAGUUUAUUUAAACAUGAACUGAUAAAAGUUGAGUUACAAGGUGAAAAUUAGAAACAUUGCUAUAUAAAUGAAAAUGGUGCUGUAUGGAAAUCAUCUAAGGGAGCUGUGUGAUGUGGGGAUUACCUUUAAAGCAGUAAAAGCUUUAAAGGUAAUCU
Molecule: messenger RNA, 2017 nt
Organism: Lingula anatina
Lineage: Eukaryota; Metazoa; Brachiopoda; Lingulata; Lingulida; Lingulidae
Product: D-lactate dehydrogenase, mitochondrial
Biological process (GO): lactate catabolic process
Cellular component (GO): mitochondrion
Molecular function (GO): D-lactate dehydrogenase (NAD+) activity; FAD binding; D-lactate dehydrogenase (cytochrome) activity
Source: RefSeq, a predicted model, not a curated record